AUAGAAAAGAACUCAAAAAAAAAAACUGAUAUAAUACAAAAUGGCUCCACUAAUUUUUACUUUAUGUCUCUUUUUUUCCAUCUGCUACUCUUCAACUGCACUUACAUGCAUUAAUUGUGCUGUAGUUAAAUGCAAAGCGCCAGUAGGAUGCAAAGCUGGAACGGUCAAAGACUUUUGUGGUUGUUGUGACGUAUGCGCUCAGAGUGCUGGUGAAGUAUGUGGAGGGAUUUUGAUAAAUACUAAAAAGUGCAGCAACGAAUUAACAUGUGUCAAGAAUAAAAGUACUGACUUGAUGGGAAUAUGUCGACCAAAAUGCGGACCAGUGUGCGAUAUAUUUUGCAAAUAUGGAAAUGUUCUUGAUAAGAAUGGAUGUCCAACUUGUCGUUGCAAAGAUGCACCGAAAUGCGGACCAGUGUGCGAUAUAUAUUGCCCUUAUGGACAUGUACUUGACGGAAAUGGAUGUCCAACGUGUCGUUGUAAUAAACCACCAAAAUGUGGGCCCGUGUGUAUGAUUUACUGUGAAAAUGGAAAUGUUCUUGAUGAAAGAGGAUGUCCUACCUGCCAAUGCAACAAUAAAGGAGUAUAACUUAAAGAAGAUAUUGUGUAACUUUUUUUUCACAACUUUGGUUUUGGACAGAGAAAUCAUAAGACGUUUCAAAUUUUCAUUAUUUAAAGCUUUUGUAGAUAUAAAAUAUGUAAUUGUUAAGAAUAAUAAUAUUUAUAAUCAAUCUUUAAA
Hydra vulgaris (swiftwater hydra) is the source of this 736-nucleotide messenger RNA. RefSeq names its product BPTI/Kunitz domain-containing protein 4. NCBI's taxonomy places the organism in Eukaryota, Metazoa, Cnidaria, Hydrozoa, Anthoathecata, Hydridae. The record is from RefSeq and is a predicted model, not a curated record. Gene Ontology annotation, molecular function: serine-type endopeptidase inhibitor activity. Gene Ontology annotation, cellular component: extracellular region.